Molecule: messenger RNA, 1186 nt
Organism: Phymastichus coffea
Lineage: Eukaryota; Metazoa; Arthropoda; Insecta; Hymenoptera; Eulophidae
Product: glycine N-methyltransferase-like
Exons: 5
Coding region: 172-1062 (296 amino acids)
Biological process (GO): protein homotetramerization; one-carbon metabolic process; regulation of gluconeogenesis
Cellular component (GO): cytosol
Molecular function (GO): glycine N-methyltransferase activity; glycine binding; identical protein binding
Source: RefSeq, a predicted model, not a curated record
UCGAACCCGGCGCGCGAGAUUAUAUCUUUGAAAGUUUCUUUCCUUUUUACCGGUGAUAAAAAUAUAGCGAGUAUAUUGGCUGGAUAUCGCUAAUUUGUUGAGAUUUACUGGCUCUGGAUAUUGUGAUCGCGAGUUUUAUUGCUUGUUGCGAUUGAGCUGUGGAAUAUAUAGAUGUCUACGAUAAAUACCGACUCCGCCUUUCCCUUACGUUCUUUGGGCGCGGCAGCUGAAGGUGUUCGAGACCAAUAUGCCGACGGAAAAGCAGCCAAGGUUUGGCAGGCAUACAUCGUCGACAACAAGCAACGCAAGCAGAAUUACAAAGAUUUCUUGGUUGGACUUCUUCGCGAUCAUGGUUGCCAGCGGAUACUCGACGUUGCAUGUGGCACUGGCGUCGACUCGAUGAUGCUGCUCGAGGAAGGCUUUCAAGUUGUCAGUGUUGAUGCCUCGGAUAAAAUGUUGAAGUACGCCCUGAAAUCCAGGUGGGAGAGGCGCAAGGAGAAAGCCUUCGACGACUGGGUUAUUGAAGAAGCGAAUUGGCUCACGUUGGAGAAAGACAUCAGACCGUUGAUUAAUGAUGGAUUUGACGCUGUGUUGUGUCUUGGAAACAGUUUCCCACAUAUUUUAGAUGGAUAUGGCGAUCAAAGAGAGCAGAAGCAAGCUUUGUAUAAUUUUGAACGUUGCGUGAAACCCGGAGGAUUGCUGUUGAUUGACCACAGAAACUAUGAACACAUUCUUAAGGGAAAAUCUCCACCCAUUGAAUCUAUGUACUACAAUAAUAAUUAUUUGAAGAAAAUAGAAACUAGCGUUAUUUAUAAAAAUGGAAUACCUUGUCUAGUCACUCUCGAUUACUUGGUCGAAAUCAAUAGUGGCGACUUAAAAGAAUCGGAAGAGCAGCAGUACAGCGAAUUUCGCUUGUCAUAUUAUCCACACAUGUUGGAUGCAUUUACUAAAUUGGUCGAUGAAGCUUUUCCAAAAAGAAGGAAACACGAAAUUUAUGGCGAUUUCAAGCCACUCACUCAGAUUCCAGAGCCAGGGUUUUAUAUUCAUGUUGUACAAAAGUAAAUUAUAAGCCACACAAGUAGUUCGUAUGUAAAUUUAUUGCUGUAUAAAAUUCAGUUUAGUAACAUCACUGCGCCUAAAAAACAUUUUAUAUGUGUUUAUACCGAGAUAAAUUUAAAUUAAAUAA